Messenger RNA from Camellia sinensis, 2138 nucleotides. Lineage: Eukaryota; Viridiplantae; Streptophyta; Magnoliopsida; Ericales; Theaceae. The record is from RefSeq and is a predicted model, not a curated record.
AUGGGUUGUCCAUGUCAAGCGCGAACUUAGGUUGUCAAAUAGGUUCUCAAGGUCAAUUUUCAACUUCAAUUAACACAAGUAACAUGUUUUCUGCCAAUGAGGUACAUGAUGGGCAAGCAGUACUGCGGAUUUCUACUGCCGACUCUUGUAGACAGACAACUGUGAACAACAUGAAUCAAUUAUCUGCUCUUCCUUCUGGAGUUGCUAUUUUGAAAACUGGAGCCAUUAGUCCUGUUGUCCCUUCUAAUGGAAAGCCUUUUAGAAGAGACUUGCCUAGUCAUGCUUUGGCAUCAGUGUCUGUUCUUUUGAAGAUGUCAGCCGUUCCAGAGCAUGAAUAUAUUUGGCAAGGGGGUUUUGAGGUCCUCAAAAGAGGGAAACUGCCAGAGUUACAUGAUGGAAUUCAAGCACAUUUAUCAACCUGUGCAUCACCAAAAGUAUUUGACGUGUUGAACAAGUUUCCUUCAAAAAUUCUUUUGAAUGAAGUACCUCGCUUUAGUAUGUGGCCAGUACAGUUUCAGGAGACUGGUGUUAAAGAAGAUAACAUCGCACUCUAUUUUUUUGCUAAGGAUCUUGAGUGCUACGAGAAAAGCUACAAGAGUUUGCUGGAGACAAUGAUGAAAAAUGAUCUUGCUCUUAAGGGAAACUUUGAGGGUGUUGAACUCUUGAUAUUCCCAUCCAACCAUCUUCCUGAGAAAUCCCAGCGUUGGAAUAUGUUGUUCUUCCUUUGGGGUGUGUUCAGAGGAAAGAAAGUAAAUUACUUGCAAAAUGUGUCUGGUUCUCCAAAGAAGUAUUUUAUUCACAGAGAUAUGCCCACCGCCAUCAUGUCUCCUCCUGAGAACACAGGUUUACUUGGGCCUAUAGAUGGGAAUUUACCUAUGUUUUCCAAAGCUUGCAAUGUGGCUCUAUCAUCCAAGUGUCCUGCCUUGAUGGAAUCACCCUGUUUAUCUUCUGACACAAUAAAUGGGAAUUGUGAUACCGAAGCAUCUUCUCUUGAUCCAAAGGGUCAAUGCCUUCAAGAAAAUGUGGGGUGGCAAGACUGUAGGAUAAAAACAACCAGUUCACUGUUAUUCCAAGAAACAAGAUGCACUAGUACUCCACUGGAAACAAUUGUUGACCCCGAAUGCAAACUGGAUGUAAAACUUCAACCAUCUGUUCAAACUGCUAGAAACACAACUGAUUCCAAGAAAAGCAAGAAGAUGCCAAUGUAUCCGGAUAAUCCCCUUGACAUACAACAGAUUUCGACUCGUUCUUUUGAGAUAGCAGCUAGAGUGGACAGUAGUGAAGAUCAGGUGAUGUUUGAGAGUACUUUGAAGGAAGAAGAGGGAUCUUUGGACACAAAAGCUGUACUGGAGAGAGACAUGGUGAUGAGAGAUCAAACCAUGAAGGGGCUCAACAAUCGGCAGUUCAAUUGUGGGAAACAUCUGCAUGAAGAUCCUACGUGGACAGUCUCACAAGCUUCUGCUGGCAUCAGUCAAAAGUCUUGGAGUGAUGCAAAUAGUGUGUUGCUUGAUGGACAACGUGCAAGUAAAAAACAGAAAACUGGUUUAUCUGGAUUAUUGGAUGUGCAAACUCCCAAAAAAAAAUCAAGUCCUUCAAGAGGGAGUUCUGUGUCUGGGACAUAUGAUAUGGGUACCAGUUCUUUAAUGAAGGAGAUAGGUGAAAAAGCUUGCAAUGAAAAAGAAAUCCUUAAGAACAAAGGAAUUUCCGAAAGGUACUUCUUUCCUGUAGAUGAACUUCCUGUAAAAGACUUGAGGUCAGGUGAAAACUCGGUCCCCUGGAAAGUGUUAUCAUCAGAAGAUGAUGUUCGGCUUCCUGAUGUGACUCCAAGUCUCGAGCUUGCUUUAGGUGCAGAAAUGAAACCGUCGAAACCGGGGAUCCUGCCUUUUUUAAUGGGGAAAGUGGACCUGAACGCUAGCCAGGACCAGCCUUGUGAGAAUGCAGCAACCAAGGAAGAGGAGGGGGAGGAGGAGGAUGUCUCUGCUUGUUUGUCACUAUCUCUUUCGUUUCCCUUCCCAGAUAAUGAGCAAACUGCAAAACCUGUGUUGAAAGUGGAGCAGCAGCAGCAGCAGCUGCUGCCUGAUCGGCGAUAUGUCAACAGUUCUCUGCUCUUCUUUGACAACUUCCCAGACAAUAAGUAA